UACGCACCAACGUAAUGACGAAACGGUCAUAGCAACCAGCAUGGCGACGGAAAGGCAUUUCUGUAGCCCCGUUUAAGCUACUCGUGGUUACGGCUUUUGCGUGGGUUCGUUGAUUCAUUUACUGCGUGGACAUGUUCACAGUGGAGCCAGCCGGAGUUCCUGCAUUUGACCGCACACUUCCGGAGCUAGCGCGGGAUAAACCUGAAGAACAUGGGAUACGCUAAACUCAGCAUAACUAUGGAAUCGAGAACAGGAAGUGUAUCAUCUGGACGAGCUUUUAGUUUUAGCCCUGAAGUGAGAGGUCAGGCUUUAAAGAGUAGUUCUUUUCAUCAUCACUCCUCCAGCAAGCUGACACAGUCCAUCAUCAAAGACCACAUGGUGUCUCAUUACAAAAAGAUUUACUCUGCCAAAGCGGCAGUUGAUACCUCAGUUCCCAAAAGCUUGCUGCACAGUGUGAAAUACAAAGACCAGAUUAGGCGAGAGCAGCAGAGGAAAGAUGGACGUCCUCAAUCUGCCUACUCCUUCCCACAGAGGCAUAGCAGAGCUUCCUGCUCCUCGGCCCAGAGUAAAUUGUCAUUGCAGUAUGAUGACAGCCCCUACCUCUGCUCAAGGAGCUCCAUUCUCUCCAGCCCUCGGUUCAACACCUCUUUUAAUCCCAAUGAAACAGUUUAUCCGUCUUUUAAAGUCAGCUCCCAUCACACCCGUGCAGCAUCGGAGACAAAGUACCGGAGCCCAGAUGUGGCUCUGCAAAGAAAACAUUCAGCAUCUUCACUUGCAGCUUUGAGAGAUCAGCAUGGCUUCCAAACUUUCCAGGACCCCAUCCAGAAGACAUACAGUGGAGAUCUGCUGCAAAAACAUUCCCAGUGCUUUACUCAGGAGAAGCCUUUCACUCCCAAGACACUGAAAUCAGAAAGGAGUUCAUACCUGUCAAAGUAUCGCUUUUACAGAGCACCACAAAGAAAACAUGUCCAGGAUCAAAAACCUUCAAAACGGAAGCAGGAGACCCACCAUGAAAGCACAAAUAACAUGGACUACAACGAAGAACUGGACGAGCCAUCUCAGGAAUAUUCUACAGAGCAUGAGUGGACUGAAGAUGAGGCCAAUGACACUCAGUUGUCAGGACGACUGAGCAGAACAACUAAGAGCAGAGAUUGUUUGUUGGAGUCACUAAGCAGGGCUUCACCAGAAGAUAAUAAAUCUGCUUUUAGCCAAGUGUCUGCAGAGGAGGAAGAGUUGAUGUAUCUUGAAUUUAUUUCUGCCGUAACAAAAGAUAUUUUGUCAAGAGGGCACAUCUCUAACAGGGUCAUCGACCGUGUGAUGAAGAGGCAUAUCGAGAUGAAUCUGCAUAAACUCGAUGAGGGUAAAAUGCAACACCUUCUGGAAGUGCUGCAUAAAGAGCUGGAAGAUCCAUCCAACACAUUCCUCCCAUCAAAAGAGGCUGAGAGCAGAGAAAAUGAUAUGGUCGGUGCAAUAUUUUCCCAUCUGGACUUUGAAGGAAAGCACAGAAAGGCUAAAGAAGAAGAUAACGACUUGUUCCCUUAUGCGUCAUUUACUAAACCUGGUAUUUUAACAAAUGGAAUUGAUUUUUUGUCUUCAACACCUGUAUGCUCCCCUGAAAACACUACUACCUCUUCAAACAAGUUAUGUGGAAAAUUCAAUGAGAAUGUCCGAGAGAAGAGCAGAGCCAGUUUUUGUUUAUCUAGUGAAGAAGAUACCAGUGAUGUGGGAAUUGGCCAGCAGGACUCUGAUCAGGUAGAUGUCCCUGAAAGUAACAAUGAAAAACAGAAGCACACUUCGGAAAGCAGUGAUACCAGCAUUCUUUCUGGUAGUCAGUCUAAAGAGCUGGAUGAUCUGGGGAAAGGUCUGUCAGAGUGGCGUCUUUCCAGCAACACGCACUCUGAAACAGAAGAACCUACCAAAGAGCAACACAAAAACUCUGUCAGUGAUGAUGAAUUUUAAAUGUAACUGGAUAAAACAAGGUUUAAGUCAGUGUUAUUUCUGAAACAAAAAGUCAAAUUAGUCAUUUUUGAUUAUAUAGAUUUCUCAGACGUACAUAUUUUACUGCCAUUUUUCAUUGUUUACACAACCACUAAAGUUUGUAUAGUUCUCAUUUUAUUAAGUUACACAAUUUGGAUUUAGAUUUUUUAAGUUUAAUUUGGUCUACUUGGCUAAAACUGCAACCUCCUUCCAACCAGCAGAGCAAUGCUCUGCACUUUUUUAAUUAUUCACCUUGUAGCUAUUUGUUAACUGUUAUGUAUGUUACUUUAGUUUUCAGCUGAUUUCUUAGUUUAUUUGUUUUCUAUGGUUGUGUGGCUGUUCUGAUUUAAAGCAUGCCUCUGAAAUGUAGCAACUUAAAAAUGACUAUCACCAGAAAGUGUCUUUCAAUUAGCAAUAAAUCUGUUUUUCCUUGC
Molecule: messenger RNA, 2411 nt
Organism: Oryzias latipes (Japanese medaka)
Lineage: Eukaryota; Metazoa; Chordata; Actinopteri; Beloniformes; Adrianichthyidae
Gene: spata7
Product: spermatogenesis associated 7
Biological process (GO): microtubule cytoskeleton organization; photoreceptor cell maintenance
Cellular component (GO): rod photoreceptor outer segment; axoneme; ciliary basal body
Source: RefSeq, a predicted model, not a curated record